Styela clava is the source of this 2178-nucleotide messenger RNA. Its product is annotated as asparagine synthetase domain-containing protein 1-like. The record is from RefSeq and is a predicted model, not a curated record. Lineage: Eukaryota; Metazoa; Chordata; Ascidiacea; Stolidobranchia; Styelidae. Gene Ontology annotation, molecular function: asparagine synthase (glutamine-hydrolyzing) activity.
GUGCAAAGGCUACUAAUUUGGAUUGUGUCAUUGAACAUGUCAAUUAUCGAGUGCUUUCUUAUGUCUCAGCUUUUAACCUGAAUGAAUUGGUAUUCAAUAUUCUUACACGGACAGCUGGUAAAACUAUGCAUCUGUAGGCAAUUAUAAUUAUGUGCGGUAUAAUAGCAAUAAUAAGUAAGUCUGAAAAUGUGCCACAACAUAUUCUAGAUGAUAUUCUACCUCUCAUUAAGCGUCGAGGUCCGGAUGCUACUGGGACCAAAUCAACAAUUAUCGGCAAUGGCUUUUAUUUACACAUGAUUUCUACUGUUCUGCAUUUACAAGGAAAUGUUGCGACUCAACAGCCUUAUGUUACUGCAAAUGGAGACUUUUUGCAAUGGAAUGGUGACGUCUUUGGUGGAUUAGAAGUAAAGGAUGGUUUUUGUGACACAGUCAUUCUUGCUAAUUGCCUGAGUGAAUGCGCAAAUGAUGCUGAAAUAUGCAAAGUUUUUAGUUUAUUACACGGACCUUAUGCCUUCGUAUUUUUUCAAAAUUCAACAAAAAGAUUGUAUUUUGGGAGAGAUUAUUUUGGUCGCCAUAGUCUUUUAUAUCAGGAAGGUGACGAUGACUUUAUAUUAGCAUCAGUUGCGAAACAUUCAACAAACAUCAAUUCAAAUGUGUCAUGGAAAGAAAUUCAGGCUGAUGGAAUCUAUGUCAUCGACACACAAUUGCAAAAAUGUUAUAGGGAGAUAAAAUGUCAUUUUUGGAAAUCAAUUACAAACCCACACUGCCUCAAAGUAGAUGUUAUGAAGCAAUAUGACACUGGUUACACAAAUAAAAUAAUGGACUCAAAUGGAUCUGCAAAGAAUGACCAUAUUGCAAUAGACCUGAACAUAGAAACAUUCAAUUCUUCUUUCGAGAAAGUUGUCAAAAGCCAAAUAGUAGAUAAAAUGUCAGACUUAGAUGCUUUGGUUGCUAUUUGUGAAUCCCAAAAUGUUUGGCCAUUAGUGGAUCUUUUUACAAAUGUACUCAAAAAGUCGGUACAAAGACGUGUAUCAAAUCUGCCAAAAUAUUCGAACUCACAUUCAUCAAUAAGUAUUCUUUUUUCUGGUGGAAUAGAUUGUAGCGUUUUAGCUUUGCUGGCUAAUGAAUAUGUUCCCAUUUCGGAACCGAUAAAUUUACUUAAUGUUGCUUUUGAAACACUAAAAAAUAAAAAUUUUGAUGUCCCAGACAGGUCUACUGGUAGGAUGUCCUAUGAGGAAUUAUCAAAAUUAUGCCCGAAUAGAGUUUGGAAUUUUGUUGAAAUAAACAUAGAAUUAGACGAAUUAAGAGAAACUAGAAUAAAAAGAAUUGCUGAUUUAACAUAUCCGUUAACAACUGUUCUUGAUGAUAGUAUUGGUUGUGCUUUAUGGUUUGCGGCAUAUGGUGGGACAAUACACCCUGAGUGCAAACCAAAAGUAGUUCUAUGUGGUAUGGGAGCUGAUGAACAGCUUGGAGGAUAUUCCCGUCAUCGAUCAGCAUUCGAAAAUCGUGGGUGGGAAGGACUUGGCAAUGAAAUUAUGAUGGAACUGGAAAGAAUAUCAUCACGAAACCUUGGUCGUGAUAACAGAAUUAUUGCAGAUCAUGGAACUGAAGCAAGGUUUCCAUAUUUAGAUGAAAAUGUUAUAUCGUUUUUAAAUAAAAUCCCACUCUCUUCUAAAACCAAUUUGAAUUAUAAGAGAGGGUUAGGAGAAAAACUUCUUCUUAGGGCUACGGCUUAUAAUCUUGGCCUAAGGAAUGUUGCUGUUUUUCCAAAAAGGGCCAUUCAGUUUGGAUCUCGUAUUGCCAAAGCAGAGUGCAAUAAAGAAAAGGCUUCUGAUAUUUGUAGUAGAUUAUUGUGACAGAAAUUGCAUGCAAUGGCUGCACGAUAAGGCAAUGUUUCAUUUUGUAAUAUUCAAAGUUUCGCAAAUGCUUUAUCAUUACUUUUUCAAGCAGAUAUUGGAGACUUGAUUUCAGCAGAUUAUAUUUAACUUGAUUUUUUCUCAAUUUGUUUUCUUAAAAAAUAACUUAAACGUGUUUUUUCUGGUUCGACUUUUUACAAAUUCAUUUCAGUUUUUUGGUAAUACAAUUUUCAUAUUAAUUUAUUUUGUGCACAGAUUCAUAGAAGUAAUUUAGUAGAAAUAACCAUUCAAAACCUUGAAAUUAACAAUUUUAUGCUUCAAU